Messenger RNA from Euleptes europaea (tarantolino), 251 nucleotides. RefSeq names its product small serum protein 2-like. The transcript is spliced from 3 exons. The record is from RefSeq and is a predicted model, not a curated record. Lineage: Eukaryota; Metazoa; Chordata; Lepidosauria; Squamata; Sphaerodactylidae. Bases 1 to 249 code for a protein of 82 amino acids.
AUGAUGAGAAAUGGUGUGCUGGUGCCUCAAAAUGGCUGUUUCGAUCCUUAUGACGGGAGAAGGCAUCCAUUAGGAUCACAGUGGAACACAGACCAUUGCAUGAGAUGCGAUUGCUCUGGUGAUAGAAUGGAAUGCUGUACCAGAUAUGGCGGCAUUGCACACAUGGAAGGCUGCAAAGGUUCUGUUAAUCCUGAAACGUGCGAGUAUGAAUUCUAUCGCAUUGACAACCCUUCGGAGCCAUGUGUCUGAGC